This is a messenger RNA of Heterotrigona itama, 1191 nucleotides long. The record is from the annotation of a GenBank genome assembly. NCBI's taxonomy places the organism in Eukaryota, Metazoa, Arthropoda, Insecta, Hymenoptera, Apidae.
AUGGCACUGACCAGAGAACGGCGUUCAAACGCCGGCAAUAAAAUGGCAAAAUUACUGAAUGAAGAAGAGGAAGAUGAUUUUUAUAAAACUACUUAUGGAGGUUUUGAUGAAGUGGAGCAGGAUCACGACUACAUGGAAGAAGAUGAAGCAGAAGAUGAAGUAGAUUCAGACUUUAGUAUAGAUGAAAAUGAUGAGCCUAUUUCUGAUACCGAACAAGAGGGACCUAAGAAGAAACGUAGACUAGUUACAAAAGCUUAUAAGGAGCCCAAAGUUCAAUCUAAUCAAUUGCCAUUCAAAGAGAAGAAAGUGAGGCAGCCUAGGCAAAGAACUUUUAUCGAGAGCUCAGGAAGGAAAUCUAUACGUCGGUCCACUGCUGCAAAAUCUGCGGCAACACAAAGGAGACUUACCGAGAGAAACGAGCAUCAAAAGAGAAAAACUAGAAUUAUAAGGCACGACACAUGGAAGCCUACUCAGGAAGAAUUAUUGGAAGAAGCGUUGCAAACUGAACAAAUAAAUAUGAAGUCGCUAGAAAAAUAUCAGAAACUAGAAAAUGAAAAGAAAAAUACAAGGACAGUAAGAAAAGCACAAACUGGUCCUAUGAUUAGGUAUCAGUCCUUAGCAAUGCCUGUUAUGAUAUUUUCUGAAGUGAAUUAUGAUAAAGAAGAAGAUAAAAUUAACGUCGAAGGAGACGACGAGAAAAGUGCAAACGUAGAAAAUAAAUGUCCAGACGGUACAACGGACGAAAGUGUUGUGACCAUAAAAACAGAGAAUGAUACGACGAACGUUCCCAAAAGGGAAUCUUCUCAAAGUUCCAACAAAGGCUAUUACUAUGAACAAACGAAAGGAUAUUACGAAAGGACCUUCAUCACCUUUGAGAACGAACAAUUGUUUUCCAAAGCUUUCAAGAAACCUUCAACUUCAAGACCACCAAUGGAACCGUUAUGUGCAAUUACUAGACUUCCAGCAAAAUAUCUGGAUCCCAUGACUCAGCUACCAUAUAAAAAUGUGCAAACGUUCCGCCUGUUGCGUGAAGCAUAUUAUCAGCAAUUGGAAGCUCGAACAGAUAUCAAUUAUACGUCACAAAGCUCAGACUUACUACGAUGGCUCGAGUGGAGACAAAAAAAUCAUGGUGGUCUAGCUCAGAGAAACACGGUUCGCCUUGAACCAGCUUCCGCAAGUAUGCCUAUGUAG